Penaeus monodon (black tiger shrimp) is the source of this 3496-nucleotide messenger RNA. Its product is annotated as lisH domain-containing protein C1711.05-like. NCBI's taxonomy places the organism in Eukaryota, Metazoa, Arthropoda, Malacostraca, Decapoda, Penaeidae. The transcript is spliced from 8 exons. The record is from RefSeq and is a predicted model, not a curated record. Bases 395 to 2005 code for a protein of 536 amino acids.
GAGGCGGCAGGACCCAGACUGUAACGUUGGGUCCGGGAGCAGCAGCAGCAGUCUUUGUAGAGCCUCCCGCGAUGACACGACGGAGUGGUGACUGGCAAGAGACUCGUUGCCACACCAGCGUUGUGAUGUGGCCGUGAUGAAAUUCCACAUUUCUGUAUUCAAAUUCAUAUUUUGAAUAUCAAGAAAACAGUCGAUAGAAAUCUUUCUGGUCCAAGCUUCCCCGAUAAUAGGCUAACCCAUCGGGAAAAAGAGCCAUAAAUAGUAAAGAAAAGACAUAUAUGAACAUUAAAUUCCCGUGAACAACUGCUGCGCAGAAAUUGGAAAAAAGAUUGUUGUAAAUAAAUAUCCUGUGGAAAAAAGGAAAAACACAUCUCCCGAGAAAAUAGAGAUUGUGAUGAUCGGGGAUGUUCUCGAUUGGGACACAGGAUUUCAAGUUUUGCGUCUCAUAAGCUACAUUAUGGGUCUUCGCCAGAGCAAGCACAAGUCGCUGAAGCAAUACUCGGCCGUGCUGGCGCUGCUGAGACACUUGACGGACCCCAGCACCUGGCACUCGGGCCUCCGGGCUGCCCUGCGACUCGCGACCCCCGGACUCCAGGGUACCCAAUCUGCCAGCAAGACAGACUCUGGGCCAAAGAAAAAGGGUGCACCAGCCCCUCCUGGCCUAGGAGGACCUGAGGACAACCCAGAAAAGGAGGCUGAUGACCAGAAGGAUACCAGUGUCGUUGCACAGUCCAACGUUUGUGUGACACAGCCUUCAUCUCCAUCACUGCCUCCAACUAACGUUUCCUCCCCCAGUUUAACCAAGGAAUGUGAGAACACUUCUGUUACUGAGGAGACAAGCUUUGCAUCUUGCCUAACUGAGGAGACAAGCACCCUCUCAGAAUGCUGUGUCCUGCCUUCUCAAAAUGUGACCCCGGCCAGUGAAGCCUCGCGUGCUCCAGCCAGGGAACACCAGGCAGAUCUAUUGUCAAAUUCCGUGUCUGACUCAGUCGCUCUGAACAUUACCCAAAAUGGUGUUAAAAAAGACUCCGAAUACGAGAGUGCAGAGGAACUUGACACUCCUGCAGGUUCAGCAGCUGUUGUGGAAGAACCUCCAUCUACAAGUUCCAACGUUGCUGCAAAUCAAACCCAGAGCUCGGAACAGGAGCUUGGAUUACCAGUGCCACUAGGAGGUAAUGAGGAAACCAGAAAUACUGAGGUAAUUCAGAAUUCUGUGGCCAAGGAAACAGAAUCUCAAGUAAUUCAGGAAACAGUAACUGGUCUCUCAGAAUCUGAUUCAAAAGACAUAGCAAACACUGUCAGUGACUCUUUGGUAACCGUAACUAAGAGUGAAAUUAUUGAAGAAUCUAUUCAAGUUCUAUCAGAUGCUGGUAGUAAGAUUGAUGUCACUGAACCUGUGAAAGGUGAAACACGUAUAAUCACUACUCAGACAGUUGAAACAAAUGGUAAUUUAAGUGAAGUACAUGCAAAACUCUCUACUACCACUGAAAACUCUCUACACAGAAAUACAGAAAAGGAAAAUAUUUGUAAUGGUGAUGAUAACUGCAGUAAGGAAAUUACAGAUAAUCUUCAUAUUAGUUGUCCAGUAACUGACAACCAAAAUAAUUCAAACCUUAUUAGCGAGCCAGUCAAUGAAAAGGGUGUGAAGGUAGAGACUAACACAGAAAACACACAGAAAACAGAAAGAAAUUCAAGCCCUCUUCCACCACCAGAAAUAGCUGGAGAUACAGAGGAUAUUCCGAUUCCUCCGAAGAAAGCAUACAACCUUGAUUUUCUUGAUAAUUUAGAAGAUCCAAAUUUCAACCCCUUUGCUACAAAGACUGUGGUCAGAAACACUCCACCACCGAGCCCAGAACCUAAUCGCAAGCCAUUGAAACCAGCUGUAACAAAGAAAAAACAAGUGCUAGGAAAUGGCAAAGCAGAGAUAGCAAAGAAGGAAACACAGGCUAAAGAGGUAGAGAAAUCAGAAAAGGAACAAACAGCAACAGAAAGCAAAAAAGAUUAAAAGAAGUUGCUUCAAGUAGAGAGGCCUGAAAUAGUAGCAUCAUCAGAAGAGAAGGAAGAGGAAAAAGCCAAUAAGCAGGGGCAACUCCUAGAAAUAUCUAUUGACGACGCGCCUAAGACCGUAUGUAAACCUCCCAGGAAUCUAGGCAAGAGACCACAGCCAAAGGCUAGGGUAAAGAAGUCAAUUGAAAAGAACAACAAUACUGUUAUCAAUAAUAAUAUCACUGAGACAGAAGUGAAAUCAGAACCAGAAGAAGAUUUGCCAAUACCACCUUCAAAAGGCUACAACUUAGACUUCUUAGAUAAUUUAGAUGAUCCAAAUUUCAAUCCUUUUGCAACAAAAACUUCAGUAUCAAACUCUCCUCCAAAAGAGGGAUUUGUGGCACCAGCUGAUAAAGAAGGGGACAUCAAGCCUAAAGCAAAAGUUGUCACCCCAAAGAAGUCUCCUGCAAAGAAGGGAUUCUCAGUGAUAAAGAAAGGACCCAAGAAACCGGCAGAUGAGGUAGACUCCUCGAAAAAGGAAGCAAGUCAGGCCACUCCGACUCCAACUGCAGAGGCUGAAAGUCAGGAGGACCUCCCUGCAGUACCAAAUAAGGGGUAUAACCUUGAUUUCCUUGAUGAUCCUAACUUUGACCCCUUCAAGACAAGGUCAGGUUUUGAAAGCAAGUCAUCAUCAACUGCUCAGAAUCUUGACACACCUAGCAACAAACCUGAAGACACUAAAAGUCCUGUGCCAGUGUUAGAAAAAGAAGACCACAGUUCAGAAGGAGCUCAAGUCACUGAGGAAAAAGAAAAGAGUGCAGACCAACAGCCUAAAAGAUUAGAUGCAGAUGGUAGCGAUGGUAUCUCAGUAAAUGCAUCAAGUGAGAAUCAGAAUAAGGAAAUAUUAGAGGAAAAGGCAGAGCCAAAAAGUGAAACUAGUAUUGAAGAUCAGCCAGCAAAUGUAGAGCCCAAGUUAUCAGAACUUGAUUCUCACUCUGUAAAGGAAAAUACUUCAGUUCCUGUUACUGAAGAAAAGCCCCAGAAUUUAGAAAAAGUAAAACCUCAAUCUUCUGAAGAAAAGACUUUAGAUGUAAAAUCUCAAGUUUUGGAAGAAAAGACUGAGGUUGCAAAGGAAAAGGAGAACCUCCAGGUUGCAACAGAAGUAGUCCAGGUUGUGGAAAACAAAGCCAAAGUUGCAGAAGUUAAGCCUCAGGUUGCAGUUGUAAAGCCCCAGGUUGUUGAAGUUAAACCUCUUGUUGUGGAAGCAGAUCAUUCUGUGGAUAAAGGAACUCUGCCCCAAAAAGAACAUUUGCCAUCUGCAGAUACUACUUGUGAUACACUAGAUUCUGCCAGUAAAACAGAAGAAACUACAGUAGUUGGAGGGUCUACAGAAGUAGAGAAGGAAGUAGGAAAUACAUUAGUAAGACAAGAAAUAAACACUGAAAGUGAAUCAGUAGCUUUUGAAGAAGCAAGUCUCCCAAAAGUUCCUUCCAUUGGAAGAAUAGGCCAA